Folsomia candida is the source of this 1046-nucleotide messenger RNA. It is a transcript of the gene Naa40, whose product is annotated as N-alpha-acetyltransferase 40. Gene Ontology annotation, cellular component: nucleus. The record is from RefSeq and is a predicted model, not a curated record. Gene Ontology annotation, molecular function: protein N-terminal-serine acetyltransferase activity; histone H2A acetyltransferase activity; histone H4 acetyltransferase activity. The transcript is spliced from 5 exons. Lineage: Eukaryota; Metazoa; Arthropoda; Collembola; Entomobryomorpha; Isotomidae. The coding region runs from base 142 to 750 and encodes 202 amino acids.
CAACCAAAUCCGGCCGCCCAUCAUUCUCCUUUGUUUUGGGUUGCGUUUUAUCGUAUUUUUUAAUUUAAAAGAUAUAUUAUUUAGAUUUAUUUAUAUUUUAAUUCUGAAGACUUAAGUUAACUAUUUAACCGGAGCUCCGUCAUGAUUCAAUUAAACUCUCCGACAGAGGAGGAUGAGACAAGAGUCAUUGAAGCAAAUUCAUUGGAGGACCCGUUACAAUUGGAACUAUUGAAUAAUUACAGUUCACUGACUUACAGAGAUGGUUCCACGGCUACUCUGAAGCAUUUCAAGGCUCAAAAUUUGUCUCCAGUUCAGUUCAAGUGGAUUAUGGGUUUAAUGGAAAGAAAUAUGAAGAAAAUGUACAAACGGAGUCAAGGUGGGUGGAAGGAACGCAAGAAAAGAAAAGAAAUGACGCAGGAAACUUCGCGUUACCUGGUCGCAUAUGUGAAUGAGAAACCUGUCGCGUUUACACAUUUCCAGUUUGACAUGGAUUACGGGCGUCAGGUUUUGUAUUGCUAUGAAAUUCAGUUGGAGACAACGGUUCGACGAUUUGGCCUUGGGAAGCAUAUUAUGAAAACGUUAGAGGAAAUAGCGACCGCCACCAAAUUGUCCAUGGUUGUUCUAACCGUUUUUAAGCAUAACCUGAACGCACUUGCUUUCUUUAAAAGCAUAAGAUAUGACAUUGACGAAACCUGUCCUGAGGACGAAGAGGAAAAAGAUUAUGUUAUAAUGUCCAAGCGAACUUUGUAAAUCUUUGUCAACCUUUGACCUACUUACAAGCAAUUCUUGCAUUCUUGAAUAUCUGAAUAGAGUUCAGUUCUUGGGUUCCAAAUUCCACGUAGUGUAGUAGACACUUAUACGAUGCAUAUGGUGAAUGUAUUUAUAUGAAUACAUAUACAUACAUACAUAUAUAUUUAUACUAACUUGGAAGAAGCAGACCAAUGAAUAUUUAUGAAUGAUCUCACGCUUUCCUUGUGAUAAUAGUUCAUACACAUGAUCAAAGUAUUGAAUUACACAAUUUACGCCUGUCUGGCUUUGAAAUUUGA